GAGUCGCUUAAGUAAGUUGUUCAAUGAUUUCGGUAUUUUUGUUGGGAAAAAAUCUGGUUUGAGUGGGUGCAGGACACCGCCUUGCGAGCGAUCAUCUACGACAUACAUGAAAACUCCGAAUGACGCAGUAUUAUUCGUCUCUGAUGUUGCCGCAAAUUUAUACAUUUUCGCGAAUCAGGGGCGAACCAAUCGCGAGGAUUUUUCGCGUAAGAGGGAAAAUUGACUAGUGGUAGUGAGCGUGCUUAUUGGUUCGGCGCUGAUUCGCGAAUGUGGAUAAAAGCGCCCGAUUUCCAGCGAAAACCAUUAAAAUUCUCAGAUUGCUGAUACAGUUAUCGAUAUUUAGUGUCUCGGUGAUUUAUCUUUCGUUUUCUGAAACUUCGACAAUGGCUCCCCCAGGCAAGUCUAUUGGUAAAUCCAUGAAGAAGAUCGGCAUCGUCAAAGCGCAGAAAAAUUCGAAAAACGUAGCGCCCAUGGGAGAGAAGAAGAAGGUUAAGAAGAGGAAGGAGACCUACGGUAUCUACGUCUACAAGGUGCUGAAGCAGGUGCACCCGGAUACGGGAAUCUCGAGCAAGGCGAUGAGCAUCAUGAACAGCUUCAUCAACGAUAUCUUCGAGCGCAUCGCUGGCGAGGCCUCUCGUCUAUCUGGCUACAACAAGAAGAGUACCAUAACCUCGCGGGAGAUACAGACCGCUGUCCGGCUUCUGCUUCCUGCUUUCAAAAUGUGGUGCGUAUUAAAAGGAAUUGCAGCAUCUUUACUUCUGAUGGCUACCAUUUUAUGUUUUGACAUACGAUCUUGCGAUGGAUUACGAAUUCUCGGAUUAUUUCCAUUCCAAAGUAAAAGCCACUUUGCCAUGGCGGGAAAUUUGAUGCGUGGCCUGGCAGAACGCGGUCAUCAGGUUGACGUUUACAGUCAUUUCCCUCUGAAGCAACCGAUACCAAACUACAAGGAUUACAGUUUGGCCGGUACAUUGCCAGAUCUAAUGAACAAUUUGACUUAUCAAGUGCUCACUCAGGAAUUAGGUACUCCUAUGGCGUUGAACAACUGGCUGAAAAUAUCCGGUUUGCCUGUUUGCAAACUUAUGGAUUUACCGGUUUUUCGCAGGCUUUUUGAGGAACCGCCCAACGAUCCAUCAUAUGAUCUUAUUGUAUCCGAGGUAUCCCUGUCAUUAUGUUACCUCGUGUGGAAUCGUCGACUCAAUGUACCGAUGGUCGACCUGAUGACAACUGUACCUGCGGAUUGGUUAAACUGGGCACGUCGAAAUCCCGUGAACCUCGCCGUAGAUCCGUCCUUUCUCACACCAUACAUACCCCCAAUGACGUUCCUGGAGCGCCUGGACAACGUCAUCACGUAUUACACAACUAUAGUGAAGUUUAACUUGGGUAUGCGGGAACAGGACACAUGGGUGGAACAAAACUUUGGACCCGGCUAUCCAUCUGUCGUUGAGAUGCUAAAUGAUUUGGCUUUGUUGCUACUCAACUAUCAACCGACACUAAACGGCCAGAGAACCUUUCCGCCGUCUAUUGUGCCUGUGGGUGGAUUGCACGUUGUUGAUCGCAACGAGACUCUGCCAAAGGAUCUACAAAAGUGGCUCGAUGACAGCGAAGCGGGCUUCGUAUACUUUACUUUCGGCUCGAUGGUCCGGAUAGAGACCUUUCCUAAGCGGAUAAUCCAGACUUUUUACAAAACUUUCGAAAAAAUCGCACCGGUUCGCGUGCUCUGGAAAAUCGUCCAGCCAAAAGAGUUGCCACCCAAUUUGCCGAGCAACGUCAUGACGCAAACUUGGCUGCCGCAAGUUCAGAUUCUCAAGCACAAGAACAUCCGGGCGUUUAUAACGCAUGGCGGACUGAUGGGAACGCACGAAGCCAUUUACUACGGCGUUCCAAUGGUGGGCAUCCCUCUGAUGGCCGAUCAGCAUUUCAAUAUCAAGACUUACGUGACGAAGGGAAACGCUGUCAAGGUCGAGUUACAAGAGAUAACCACGGAGAAAUUGACGAGCGCCGUCAGCCAAGUGUUGAAGAAUCCAGUGUACAAGAAAAAUGCAGCGCAGCUCAGUAAAAGCUUUCGAGAUCAACCGAUGAGCCCUAUGGACACUGCUGUCUUCUGGAUCGAGUACGUUGCACGACACGGAAAAAAUGUACUGAGGUUACCCGUCGUGGACAUGCCCUGGUGGCAAGCUAAUUUGUUGGACGUUUAUGGAUGCAUCUUAGGAGCACUUAUAAUUUUAGUUUACCUAUGCAUUAAGAUUGUUAAAAUGAUAACGCAAUUCUUUACUUCGAAACUUUGUAUUUAUACGAAUAGCAAAACGAAAACCAAUUGACAGUAAUCUUAUUGAUAAACUAGAUGAU
Nasonia vitripennis (jewel wasp) is the source of this 2346-nucleotide messenger RNA. RefSeq names its product UDP-glucuronosyltransferase 2B15-like. NCBI's taxonomy places the organism in Eukaryota, Metazoa, Arthropoda, Insecta, Hymenoptera, Pteromalidae. The transcript has 7 exons. Gene Ontology annotation, molecular function: DNA binding; UDP-glycosyltransferase activity; structural constituent of chromatin. Gene Ontology annotation, cellular component: nucleosome. The record is from RefSeq and is a predicted model, not a curated record. Bases 384 to 2318 code for a protein of 644 amino acids.